Messenger RNA from Saccoglossus kowalevskii, 1752 nucleotides. RefSeq names its product N-lysine methyltransferase KMT5A-like. Gene Ontology annotation, cellular component: polytene chromosome; nucleus. Lineage: Eukaryota; Metazoa; Hemichordata; Enteropneusta; Harrimaniidae. Gene Ontology annotation, molecular function: protein binding; histone H4K20 methyltransferase activity; transcription regulator activity. The record is from RefSeq and is a predicted model, not a curated record. Gene Ontology annotation, biological process: regulation of transcription by RNA polymerase II; regulation of DNA damage response, signal transduction by p53 class mediator.
GAAACAGUCAAACUAUUUUAAACGCUGCAGACGCGACUCCAUUCAUUCUUACAUUUCGUAGUGAUCUUAGCGAAGUUUAAGGUUUUUUCCGAAAAAUUAGGUAUCACAAUGGCUAGAGAAAAAGUAACAGAGGACACCAGUGCCGACGUAGUCGUGGCAGAUGACGUCAAUUUUAUCAAACCAACGGUUCCCAAGUUGGUGACCAAUGUCUUGAAGUCCCCAACCAAAGAAUCUACAGUGAUUACCAAAUAUUUUCCCAUGAGUCCAAAAGCACAAAAUGAGAAAAGCAGUGAAGAGAAAAAAGAUAUUACCAAAGAAAGUCAAGAUCAAACCAAUGCACUAGAUUUAAAGUUAGAACUUGCAACCGCAGGUCCAUCACCUUUAACAUCACCAGCAAAAGAACGACUCAAGGCAACACCAUCCAUCAGCACAAAACCCAGGAAAUCAAGAGGGAAAUCAUCAAGUAGGGGAAGACAGGGAACAAAGGGUAAAUCUACAAAAUCAAGAAGUGCAUCCCUAGGUAGUAAAAAAAGAGUUAACAAGCCAACAACACAGACGUCAACUUUGACUGAUUACUUCCCGGUAAGGAGAAGUACCAGGAGACCAAAAUCAGAAAUUAAGGCCGAAAAACAGAAGAGAUUGCAAGAGGCCAUUUUAUCAAAGUCAGAGGAUGGGUUAGAGAUUAAAGAAUUUGAAAAUAAAGGACGUGGUAUUGUGACAACAAGAGCUUUCAUGAAGGAUGAAUUUGUAAUUGAAUAUGCAGGUGAUUUAAUCAGUGUAGAAACUGCCAAGAAAAGAGAAAUAAUAUAUUCUGAAGAUCCCAGUGUUGGGUGCUACAUGUAUUAUUUUAGGUUUAAUAAUAAAACUUAUUGUGUUGAUGCCACAGCUGAAUCUGGUUACAUGGGAAGACUAAUAAACCACAGUAAAACAUUAGCCAAUCUUACAACUAGACAAAUAGCUAUUGACGAUAAACCAUAUUUGAUAUUUGUAGCCAAAAGAAAUCUUAAACUAGGUGAAGAAUUGCUGUAUGAUUAUGGAGAUAGAAGUAAAACAUCAUUGGAAUCACACCCAUGGCUUUCAUCAUAAUUUUACCAUCUUUGGAUCAAAAAAACAUUCACCAAACAUCAAUAUGGAUGCUUCAACCACUUAGUCUAUUGCUGUGUUUUUAUUUAGAAUUUCAAGAGAUGCAUGGAUUUUUAUUUAGUGUAAAUACGACACUGGACAGUAUAGUUGUUGGAAUUUUUCAGUUGACUGUUAAAGCAAGCUUUACGAAAGAUUACUCAGGAGCAAGCAUCAAAGCAUGUGUCAAAUUUUUAAAUUAUUCUACUACGGUUUGUGGUGUCUUGAACUUGUCACUUAUGUUCCUGCCUUAUUUUAAAGUAACUUGUCCAAGCACACAGCAUUCAUUUUCUCAGGUAGACAAAUUAAAUCUACUACUAUUAUUAUUAUUAUUAUUAAGCAAAAAUGGUGUCUAUGAAAUAACUUUUUUUAGCUGAAAUACAACAUUUUCUAAUUAACUGUCUUCUUGUGGUACUACUGUACUUUCAUUUGUAUUAGUACAACUUAGCUUUUUUAAUGCAAUUUUUGUAAAUAAUAUAUUGUGCGAUUCUGUAUUUUAAAUUAUUCCUGUGUUUUCUCUAAUCUGUCAAACUUUCACUUCCCUAAUUUUUCUAAAUUCCUGAAGUUGUGAACAUGCAAGAUUGAAUUAAUUUACAGGUACCAGUCAUUGCCAAAAUACUGUGAAACGCAUUG